AUUUUCCAUUUUCGCUUUCAAAAAACCAAUCACUUUUCUUCACUCUCUUCGCAAACACAUUCCUAAUUCUCUAACAAAAAUUAAUUAUUUCUCAUUCAUUAGUUUGUAAUUAAGGCAGUAGAAGAUGGCUGAUACUGAGGAUAUUCAACCCCUUGUCUGUGAUAAUGGAACUGGAAUGGUCAAGGCUGGAUUUGCUGGAGAUGAUGCUCCACGUGCUGUAUUUCCCAGUAUUGUUGGUCGUCCUCGUCACACCGGUGUGAUGGUUGGUAUGGGGCAGAAAGAUGCCUAUGUUGGUGACGAGGCUCAAUCCAAAAGGGGUAUUUUGACAUUGAAAUAUCCAAUUGAGCAUGGUAUUGUAAGCAACUGGGAUGACAUGGAAAAGAUUUGGCAUCACACUUUUUACAAUGAGCUUCGUGUUGCCCCGGAAGAGCACCCUGUUCUUCUCACUGAGGCUCCGUUGAAUCCCAAGGCUAAUCGUGAGAAGAUGACUCAAAUCAUGUUUGAGACAUUCAAUACUCCUGCUAUGUAUGUUGCCAUCCAGGCUGUUUUAUCCUUAUAUGCUAGUGGUCGUACAACUGGUAUUGUGUUGGACUCUGGUGAUGGUGUCAGCCACACAGUUCCCAUAUACGAGGGUUAUGCCCUUCCUCACGCCAUCCUUCGUCUUGACCUGGCUGGUCGUGAUCUUACUGAUGCCUUGAUGAAGAUCCUCACUGAGCGUGGAUAUUCUUUCACUACCACAGCCGAACGGGAAAUUGUGAGGGACAUGAAGGAAAAGCUGGCUUAUAUUGCUCUAGACUACGAGCAAGAGCUAGAGACCGCCAAAACCAGCUCAUCCGUUGAGAAGAGCUAUGAGUUGCCUGAUGGUCAGGUCAUCACCAUCGGUGCUGAACGUUUCCGUUGUCCUGAGGUUCUCUUCCAACCAUCAAUGAUCGGAAUGGAAGCUGCAGGCAUUCACGAGACCACCUAUAACUCCAUUAUGAAGUGUGACGUCGAUAUCAGGAAAGAUCUGUACGGUAACAUUGUCCUCAGUGGUGGCUCAACCAUGUUCCCGGGCAUUGCUGACAGAAUGAGCAAGGAAAUUUCUGCACUAGCACCUAGCAGCAUGAAAAUCAAGGUGGUUGCACCACCCGAGAGGAAAUAUAGUGUCUGGAUCGGUGGUUCAAUCUUGGCUUCUCUUAGUACCUUCCAGCAGAUGUGGAUUGCCAAGGCGGAAUAUGAUGAGUCCGGUCCAUCAAUCGUUCAUCGGAAAUGCUUUUAAGUGUUUGGAGAAUAGGAUUGUUACAGAAAGAGAGAAGAAAAGAAGUGGUAUUUUGAUUAUUGUACGUUUAUUACGGUGUUGGAGUGAUGAUAAUGAGAAGGCCAGGAGUUGUUUGCCAGAGUUGCACAAUUCUUUCAUUGUUACUAUUUUACAGAAUUUUUUGACUCUUAAAUGCAAUUUCAGCUUCAGCUUAUAAUUCAUUUUUUGUUCUUGUUUUAUAAUGAUAAUUUACAAAAAUUUGAUUGUCA
This is a messenger RNA of Mercurialis annua (annual mercury), 1506 nucleotides long. RefSeq names its product actin. Lineage: Eukaryota; Viridiplantae; Streptophyta; Magnoliopsida; Malpighiales; Euphorbiaceae. The transcript has 5 exons. Gene Ontology annotation, cellular component: cytoplasm. The record is from RefSeq and is a predicted model, not a curated record. The coding region runs from base 125 to 1258 and encodes 377 amino acids.